This is a messenger RNA of Ipomoea triloba (trilobed morning glory), 1026 nucleotides long. RefSeq names its product DAZ-associated protein 1-like. The record is from RefSeq and is a predicted model, not a curated record. NCBI's taxonomy places the organism in Eukaryota, Viridiplantae, Streptophyta, Magnoliopsida, Solanales, Convolvulaceae. The transcript is spliced from 2 exons. Gene Ontology annotation, molecular function: RNA binding. Bases 1 to 1026 code for a protein of 341 amino acids.
AUGGAGCCUGCGGAAAUCAAGCUUUUCGUAGGAGGAGUGUCUCACAACACUAACGAACAAACCCUAAGGGAUUACUUUAGUAAGUAUGGAGAGCUCAGAAGCUGCGACAUUAUUAGAGACAGAAUCACUGGUUUGGGCAGAGGUUUUGGUUUUAUUGUGUUUACAGACAGCUCUGUUGUUGAACAUGUCUUGAGUGACACUCAUGUCAUCCUCGGAAAAAAGGUGGAAGUGAAGGUGGCUAAACCCAAGGGUUCUAGAGAAGCUAUGUUGGAGACUCGGAGUGUUAAGAAGGUUUUUGUAGGGGGUAUACCGCCAGACUCCACAGAUGAGGAAUUGGUGAAACAUUUUGAGAAAUUUGGUAUUGUGGAAGAUGCAGAGAUUAGACGUCCGAGGGGGUUUGGGUUUGUCACUUUUGAAUCUGAAGAAGGUGCGAAAAGUGCAUUGAGAAUCCCUUUUCAGUAUAUGAAGAAUAAGUGGGUGGAGGUCAAGGUUGCAGAGGUUAAGGCAAAAGUUGGCCUCAAUAAUGGUAUGAGAAAUUCCCUUACAAACAUAACUUUCCCAAUUUUUCCUACUACUAACUGGGUUAAUGGUAACCCGCAACUGGUAAACUAUGUUCCUGUUCCUUAUUGUACGGCACCAACAAUUAAUUGGUAUUCCUAUGGUGCCAGUGAAUUUUGUUAUAAUAGUUAUUAUCCUGGUGGCUACAAUGGUGGGAGUUGGCAAGAUUUAAAUAACCCUAACCCAUCACAUGUUGUUAUCCGACCACCUCUUGCAAGUAGCAAACUUGUUAUCGGACCACCUCCUGCAAGUAGCAAACCUGUUGUCAUCCGACCACCCCCCACAAAAGUAGAAGAACAAAAUGGCAAUGUGGCUGUGGAAAUUGAUGAAAUACAAGGUGAUGAAAUUGAUGGCAAAAGUCUUACUAAUGGUGAAGUGCAAAUCGAAGAUGAAAUUGAUGGCGAAAGUCUUACUAAUGGUGAAGUGCAAAUCGAGGAUGAAAUUGAUGUUGCAGGUGAUUCCUUUUAA